GCGCAGCUGUCCUCCGAGAUCACGGAGCGCCAGACGGAGUACUUGCAGCUCGGCGUGCAGCUGGAGUCGCUGCGACUGGAGCAUAGCAACGCGACCCAGGCGUUCAAGCAGGACCUCGUCACUUACAGCAUGGCAGUCGAGGCCCUGGACCGCGCCAUCGAGCUCUUGGAACAGGAGACGGGGGCGGCGGCCGCCCUGGUCAGCCUGCGGCACCUCGCCGCCUCGGGGCGGCGAGGCGGCAGUGCGGCCAGGCGGAUCGGCCGUGCGCUCGGCCUCGCGGGCGCGGCGCCCACCUGGGACACGUCGGUGCUCCGCCGACCGCGGCGGCGUCGACUCCACGCCGUUCUCCUCGCAGAGCGGCGGCGUGGUGGGGGUGCUCGAGGGCCUCAGGACGGACUUCAAGGCCAGCAAGGAAGAGCUGGUCGCUGCGGAGCAGACCCGGAUGGAGACAUUCUCCAGCGAGGAGGCGCUACUCGAGGCUCAGAUGAAGACCAGCGCCACCUCGGAGACGGAGCAGAAGGGCACGCUGGCGGAGAAGGAGGUCGACUACUUGAGCAAGCAGCAGCAGCUCGAGACGAGUUCCGCCGACCUCAAGAGCACUGAGGCGUACCUCGCCGGCAUAGUCGCGGAGUGCCAGCAGCGCGAGGCCGCGUACGCGGAGAUGAACAAGCUCCGAGAGGACGAGAUCGAGGCCCUCGGCAAGGCCGUGGCCCUGAUCUCGGAGGUCGCCGGUGAGGCGCUGCCGGUGGCGCUGCUGCACCUGCCGCCCGCAGGCGCCGCGGGCCAUGGAGGCCGCAUCGGCGCGGCGGCUGGCGCUGCCGAAGCGCGCCUGGUUGUAGGCAGGGCCCGCACGCUGCUGGCGCAGGCGGCCGGCCGGCUGCACAGCGCGUCCCUGGGGGGCCUCGUGAGGCAGCUCGGGGCGCUCGGCGGCUCGGCCGCGGCGGGUGCGCGGGGGGCCGCGGGGCGCGCGGACGACCCUCUCGCGAAGGUGAAGACGAUGAUAGCGGAGCUCAUCGAGAAGCUCCGACUGGAGGCCAACGAGGAGGCCUCGCACAAGGCCUGGUGCGACGGUGAGCUGGAGAAGGCCACGGCCGCGCAGGGGUCGGCGCAGGCGGACGUCCUGAAGCACUCCGCCAAGGUGCAGCAGCUGGAGAGCAGCAUCGCCUCGCUGGAAGUCGAGGUGUCCGGGCUCAACGCGACGCUGCUUACCGCUCAGACCGACCGCAAUGCCAGCGUGCAGCAGCACGCCUCCAGCCUUGCUCAGAUCGAGUCCUCGAUCCAGGACGCGGAAGCGUCGGCCGCGGCCACGCUGGCAGCAGCCGCGAUCCUGCGAGAGUAUAUGGCCAACGUGUCGAAGGCGCUGGGGCUCGGUCAGCGCCGCACGUCGCUGAGCCCUGGGCGCCCAGGGCGCCGCGUGGCAAGGCUCGGGCGGCCGCGGCGGACGCAGGGGGGACCAGCGCAGAGCCUGCUGGGGCGGCGCGCCGCGGCGAACGCCAGCGGCCAGCGCCACGUUGCCGCCCAGGCUCCACUGCUGGUUCCCGAGAGCACGGUCGCGGGGACGCAGUCGGGCGGUAUCGGCAUGGUGGUCUCGAUGCUGGAGGCAGUCCACGAGGGCUAUGUGCACGCGGAGGAGGAGGCGGAGAAGGAGAGGGCGGCAGCCAUUCAGCUGCACAACCAGACCCUAUUGGAGAUCGACGUGAUGAUCGCGUCCGUCGAAAAGGACAUGCAGUACAAGGCGGAGGAGAAGGCGCGCUACGAGGUCGAGCUGCCGCUGGCGAACCAGAGCCUGAACGCCUCUUCGCAGGAGCUCGUGGACGCCAACGCCGUCUACGAGCAGCUGAAGCCCCCCUGCCUGAACACGGAGACGCGCGAGGAGAGGCUUGCGAAGAAGCAGGCCGAGAUCGACGCCCUCAAGGAGUCGCUGACCAUGAUGGAGGAGCUCCAGCAGGGACUUUGGCGCCCUGGGCGCCAGCCUCCUGCAGCCCGCCGCGCCGGCUCGGCGGCCGCCGCGGCGCCCGCCGCGAGGAGGACGAAGGACGACGAGCUGCUGGCACAGAUCUCCGGGUUCCUGCGGGAGAUAAAGGCCGAGGUGGUAGCGGACAUGGCGGACGACGAGCAGAUCUAUUUGGCCGCGCACAGCUGGUGCCAGGCGAGUGUGCCAGAGAAACAGUCCAUCCUCGCCAUGGAGCUCGCACACGACGAGUCGCUGGUAAACGCGAUCGAGGUGAGCACGCAGCAGGUCCAGCAGCUGACGGUGAAGCUGCAGCAGCUGGAGACCGACCUCGCCACGGAGCAGGCGGGGCUGCAGCAGCAGGCCUCCAUCAGGCAGGAUGAGCUGGAGCACUUCCAGGCGAGCGAGAAGGAGAUGCUCCAGUGCAUCAGCGCCCUGGACAGUGCGCUCGUGGUGCUGUCCAAGCACUACAACGCAUCCGAGGCCCAGGGCUUCAACGCCACGGAGGAGCAGAGGCUCCUCGAGGCCGAGAAGGAGAAGAUCUACGCCGAGGCGGGGGUCAACGCCUCCAGCGCCCCAACUCCAGCCUGCUGCUCGUGGCCGGCCUCGUCCGGAGGGCGCUGCAGUCGGCGCCGGGCGCUGCUGCGCCAGCGCCGCUGCGGGGCGCCGGUGCUGCCGGCCAGGCAGUGCUGCCUGACCCGAUGCACGUCCUCCGCCUGGGCCUCGGCGCAGCCGUCCAGCCGAGCCUUGCGCAGGCCGCGGCGGCGGUGCUCUCGGGCCGCCGGGGCGCGGCCGCCGGCAGCCCGGAGGGCGCCUCCAUCUUCGGCAUCCUGCAGCAGCUGCUGCAGAGCUUCCGGGCGGACCUCCAGGCGGCCCAGGCGCAGGAGGACCAGCGCAAGACGGACUUUGUGGAGCUCCAGGAGACGAAGCUGGGCCAGGUGGAGGCGGUCCAGGCCAGCAUCACCAGCAAGCGGCAGCAGCUGGCCCACUACACCAAGGUGCACGCAGAAGCGAAGGAGGACCUCUCGUACGUGCGGGCCUCGUACUCUGCGGAUCUGA
Messenger RNA from Prorocentrum cordatum, 3010 nucleotides. The record is from the annotation of a GenBank genome assembly. Lineage: Eukaryota; Dinophyceae; Prorocentrales; Prorocentraceae.